Anoplophora glabripennis (Asian longhorned beetle) is the source of this 684-nucleotide messenger RNA. RefSeq lists its product as uncharacterized. The coding region runs from base 72 to 575 and encodes 167 amino acids. The transcript is spliced from 3 exons. Lineage: Eukaryota; Metazoa; Arthropoda; Insecta; Coleoptera; Cerambycidae. The record is from RefSeq and is a predicted model, not a curated record.
GCCUGUUGUAUUAUAUGUUUUGUGGUAUAGCCCCUGCCCCUUGAUCCAUUCCCAUUGAUGUUAUAUGAUGUAUGAGAAGACCAUAUGACCAUAAUAUGGAAGAACAACUGGACACUUUUAUACCCACGAGAGGCUCUAUGAUGCAAAAAAAAGGAAAAAUAGAUUUCCAAGAAGUUACGUACGAAUCUUAUAAAUCCACGAAGAGAAAGAAAAAACUUAAUGGCUCCGAAGAAAUUACAAAAAAUAAAGAACAUGGCGAUUUCAAUAUAAAGAAAGCGAAACAUGAGAUUAUCAAAUUUGGUAUGUCUGGUUUUGAUCCACAGAAGAAAGAAGAAGCUGAAAUACAAUUGGCGAUAAAAUUAGGAGCAAAACCCCCCAAAAAUAAAUAUAAAAACUAUAAAUUAUUGCAAGUUGAGAAGAAAAAAGAAAAGGAAAAAGAAACAUCUAGGCAGAACUUUCUACAGUUAGGAAAAAACAAUGCAGGAAAAUCAACAGCCAAAGGAAAAAGUUUUGAUCGAAAACGAAAGAAAGGAAAAGGUGAUAUUUUAAGUAUUUAUGGGAAAGUAAAGACCUAAACAAAAUUAAACUGGACGGAAGUGUGAGAGGAAUGUUUUUUAAAAGAUGAGUUGUUUUAGAUUAAAAUAUUUUAUAUAAAUGUCUGAUCUUUAUAAAUAUGGAAUAUUU